AUGAAAGGCAGCUCCAGCCCCCUGGGCAUAACGGACACCUCCAGCUUAGUGUGCAACCAGACAGCCUCUCUGGAAGACCAGGAGCUCCGGGGCCCCCCUGUGCUGGUGGAUGCAUGGCUGGUACCCACUUUGUUCAGCCUCAUCAUGUUGAUUGGCCUGGUGGGCAACUCUCUGGUCAUUCAUGUCAUCACCAAGCACCAGCAGAUGAAGACAGUCACCAACUUCUAUAUCGUGAACUUGGCCACUACAGACAUCUUGUUUCUGGUAUGCUGUGUCCCCUUCACCGCCACCCUCUACCCUUUGCCCUCCUGGGUGUUUGGAGACUUCAUGUGUCGGCUGGUCAACUACCUUCAACAGGUAACAGCCCAGGCAACCUGUAUAACUCUUUCUGCUAUGAGUGUAGACCGUUGCUACGUUACGGUCUACCCUCUACUGUCACUACGGCAACGCACCCCGCGCAUGGCUGUCACCGUCUCUGUCUCCAUCUGGAUAGGGUCUCUGCUGCUGUCCAUGCCAGUCGCUCUGUACCAGCGGCUAGAGGCGGGUUGUUGGUUUGGUCCUCAGACAUACUGCAGCGAAGUGUUUCCUUCUGCCCAUCUCCAAAGAGCAUUCAUCCUCUACAGCUUCCUGGCAGUCUACCUGUUACCUCUCAUCACGAUCUGCUUUUGUUAUGCCUUCAUGAUCAAACGCAUGGGGCAGCCUUCUGUUCAGCCCACCGACAGCAACUACCAGGUAGCCGCCCAGGCAGAGCGUACUGCAGCGGUCAGAGCCCGGGUGUCCAGGAUGGUGGUUGUCAUGGUGAUCCUGUUUACUAUGUGUUGGGGGCCAAUACAGAUCUGUAUCUUGCUCCAGGUCUUCACACCUCAUCUGCACUCCUACACACUCUACAAGGUGAAGAUUUGGGCUCACUGUAUGUCCUACUCCAACUCCUCAAUCAACCCACUGAUAUAUGCCUUUAUGGGAAACAACUUCAGAAAGGCCUUUAAACACGCCUUCCCCUCCGUCUUCAGUCCAGAGGGACGCCGCAGGAGAAGAAGGAGGUGGAGGGGCUGGGGAAGGGUAGGGGAGGCAAGGAGGGAGGAGGGGGAGAAAGAGGGGGAGGCCCCAAAUGUGGACACUGAGAUGCACUUCCUUUCAUCUGGGACCUGAAGGGACACAUAAAGACUCAUGCUAGUUCAUGUAGAGCUGUCAUUAUUUAUUUACAGUUGUUCUGUGGGCCCUCAGGGCCAACACACACACACACAGGUUUAUACAAAGACAACCCAGCUUUAGAAGAAAUCGAUCCUCAUAAAUACAGUACCAAUAUAGAAAGCCAGGAGA
This is a messenger RNA of Esox lucius (northern pike), 1320 nucleotides long. RefSeq names its product KISS1 receptor b (gene kiss1rb). Gene Ontology annotation, cellular component: membrane. NCBI's taxonomy places the organism in Eukaryota, Metazoa, Chordata, Actinopteri, Esociformes, Esocidae. The coding region runs from base 1 to 1149 and encodes 382 amino acids. The record is from RefSeq and is a predicted model, not a curated record. Gene Ontology annotation, biological process: neuropeptide signaling pathway. Gene Ontology annotation, molecular function: G protein-coupled peptide receptor activity. The transcript is spliced from 6 exons.